Molecule: messenger RNA, 4050 nt
Organism: Seriola aureovittata
Lineage: Eukaryota; Metazoa; Chordata; Actinopteri; Carangiformes; Carangidae
Gene: l3mbtl1b
Product: L3MBTL histone methyl-lysine binding protein 1b
Exons: 22
Coding region: 188-2698 (836 amino acids)
Biological process (GO): regulation of DNA-templated transcription
Cellular component (GO): nucleus
Molecular function (GO): zinc ion binding; protein binding
Source: RefSeq, a predicted model, not a curated record
GUGAACUGAGUUUUGGGCGUGUUAUGAGUGCACACAGGCCUGGUAUUGACCACCGAUAGUGUACUGAACUUUUCCGAGACCCAAAGUUGUCAGGCAGCGCAUCUUACACGCAUGCGCACCCCUCUUCUAUCCAGCUCUAAAUAAGAGUUAAAACAGAAACGAGGUUGGGGAUAUUAGAGGAGUGGGAAUGACUGACACUCCACCCAGUGAUGGCCCCUCCCAGGGAGCGGAGUUUGACAUGAUGGGUGCUCUGGACUGGAAGGAUGGUAUCGCGACGCUGCCAGGCAGCGACAUCAGGUUCCGCAUGACAGAGUUUGGGACUCUUGAGAUUGUCACAGACCUAGAGGUCAAAGGGCAGGUGGCAGAGCCUAACCGUGAGACCUUGGACCCAGCUCCCUCUCACACUCCCACCCCUCCCCCGGAGGGCCAAUCACAGACCGGCAUAGCCAAAGCUCCAGCCAAUCAGAGUCAGCCAGGGUCGUCCCAAGGCAAAACGCCUGGUCCUGUGCUUCUGUCUUUAGAGGAGGGCCCCAGUGUGGAGGUUGGUCCCAGUGUUGAAGUUGGCUCUAAUGCUGACAUGGGCCCAAAUGGGGAGCUGUCAAGGUGCCGGGCCUGUGGUGGCCGUGUUUCCCGGGAUGCCCUCUUUCAGGGUAAAUUCUGUAGCUCCAUUUGUGCACAGCCCUCCAGCGGCAGAUCGUCUCCAGGGGAAGCGCGGGAGAGUCAAGCAGUGGAAGGAGAGAGACUUGGUAAACGUGUGCGCAAAAAGAGGAAGAUCUACAUGGAUUCUGGUGACGAAGAGGAAGACAACCAAGAGGAACCAGAGGAAAAGGCCAAGACUACCAAAGGCAGGAGAGGUGCCAAAAUUGCAAAACUGGUGACUGCCCCUCCCAAUAAGAAGCGGGCAUGGAGCUGGCCUGCUUACCUUGAAGAGGAGAGGGCAAUCUCUGCUCCUGUUAAACUAUUUAAAGAGCACCAGUCGUUUCCUCAGAGCCGGAACAGUUUUAAGGUGGGGAUGAAGCUGGAGGGACUGGACCCGUCUCACCCGUCUCUGUUCUGUGUGCUCUCUGUUGCAGAGAUCCAAGGUUACAGGGUAAGGCUUCACUUUGAUGGUUACCCAGAAUGCUAUGACUUCUGGGCCAACGCUGACUCGUGGGAUAUGAAACCAGCUGGCUGGUGUGAGAAGAAUGGACACAAGUUAUUGUUGCCUAAAGGUUGUAAAGAUGGAGAGUUUAAUUGGAGCAUGUAUGUGAAGAACUGUAGGGGUCAACUUGCUCCAAAACACCUUUUCAAGAGCCUAAACACAUCUGUGACUCCAUCUGGAUUUAGAGCAGGAAUGAAGUUGGAGGCAGUCGACAGGAAGAACCCUUCGUUGAUCUGUGUAGCAACCAUUGCUGCUGUUGUCGACAACCGCCUGCUCAUUCAUUUUGACAACUGGGAUGAUACAUAUGAUUACUGGUGCGAUGCCAGCAGUCCAUAUAUCCAUCCUGUGGGGUACUGCGAAGAGGCUGAGCUAACUCUGACCACGCCAGCUGGUAAGACACAGACCAAGACACAUGUGGAAUAUAAGCAACCGAAGAGUUUCUCAUGGGAGAAAUACCUGGAAGAGACAGGCACACAGGCAGCUCCUGCUCGGGCUUUCAAACCACGACCUCCACAUGGCUUCCAGAUUGGGAUGAAAGUGGAAGCUGUUGAUAAGAGGAACCCCAUGCUCAUCCGUGUUGCAACUAUAUCAAACACAGAGGACCACCGACUGAAGAUCCAUUUUGAUGGCUGGAGUUCAGAGUACGAUUACUGGGUGGAGACAGACUGCCCUGAUCUGCACCCUGUAGGGUGGUGUCAGAAAACAGGACACCCACUACAGUACCCUAACGGCUCCAGUGAUUUAUUGACUGCCCCAGGACAAGGAUGUCCUACCCCAGGAUGCAACGGGGUUGGCCACAUCAGAGGACCUCGCUAUGGGACCCACUACACUCAGGUGAGCUGCCCUUACUCUGAGAUGAAUCUAAACAAGGAGGGCUUGCUGCCAGACCGCCUCAGUGGAGAACGACCUCUCACCCUGAGCGGUCCACAUCCUCGUGGGCGACGUCCUGAUCCUCACACGAACACUACGACACAGACCUCCUCAACGCCCGAGCAUCCUGAAGGAGCCGAGGACUCCCAGAACAGGAAACCGGCGACAGUGGAAGCUGAGCGUUUAGGGCGCAACAACCAGCCCGAUCCACCGAGUGGAGCCAGUGAGCAGGGCCACAAUGGAACAAGGCCUAAACGGACUGCUCCAGUUCCUAAAUACCUGAAAAUGCACUAUGUUAAAGAGGAGAUUGGAGACAGUAAAGCCUCUCCAGAUGCCAUCUCUCUCCAGCAGGCCCUCCACGAGUCUGUGUUCUCCCCCGGCAUCUCUGCCUCCCCCCCCCACCGGGUGGCUCUCUGCUGGGACAAACACUGCCAGCUGCUGCCUGAGGUCCUGGGGCUGACUGCCAAGAGAGUGGCCACUUGGAGUGCUGAGGAGGUGGCCAGUUUUGUCAAAGGACUCCCUGGAUGCAAAGAACAUGCUGCUACAUUUAAAACAGAGCAAAUAGAUGGCGAGGCCUUCCUGUUACUCACCCAAGCGGACAUUGUCAAGAUCCUUUCAAUCAAGUUGGGACCUGCCCUGAAGAUUUUCAACUCCAUCCUCAUGUUGAAGAACGCCGAUGAAGAGUAAGACUUGACUCCACGAGGAAUCGUUCCCUCCUCACAGGUCCCUCAGCUCCGGUUUCAUCGACACUCAGCUAAAGACAUUUGACAAAAUCAACCUGAAUGAGCUUAAUCGGUCGAUCUCUGCGACGACGCAGCUACAGAACAGGAAGAAGAGGAAGCCAUCAUCUCAAAAAAAACGUCCAUCUCCCCGUUUCCUCUCCUCUCUCUGUGAUGGACACCACUGUUCAACCUGAGGGAGAGUUUUACAUGAUACCAUGAGGAUUCCUUAACUUAUGUUGUGUUUGUUUACUGAAUCAUUAAAAAAAAAAAAACUACAGCACCUUUAAGGCUUCUUAACAUUGUACAGUUUAUGAAUUGGAUUUAGUGUCUUGAUUCAGUUGCAUUUGCAUUCUUGUUUUAUUUGAACUGUAAUGAAAUGGUGCUUGAGCUCAGAGCAGAUGGAACAAGUGUGAUUGUUGCUUUUUAUUCAGCAACAGAAAAUUUUUUUAAAGCUGCAAAAUACAAUCGUGAGGUGGUGAGAGGUUUUUAAAUGUGAAACCCAGUGGAGCAAAAGCACUAUGUAGUUCAGCUUGUCUCCUCUAGAUGGAGAACAUGGGCCGCUCCUCAGGCCCAAAGGCAAGAGAGGUUGGUUAGUUUGGUUGACUGAAGCUUAGAUUGAGUGGGGGAUGGUUAAAAUUGUGUGUCUGUGUGCGUGUGUCCAGAUGUGACCAAGUGUGUUUGAGAAAUGAGGAUGUAAUUUUCCACCAGCCCAUUUGCGUUGCUUUACUGGUCGGGAUUGUUUUGUGACGAGCAGGGCUAAGGGCUAAUUGUUGAAUCAAGGAAACUUGCAGUCUUUUAAGGUGGAAUGAAACUAUGAACCAGCUCUGUUUGUAUCUAUCUGCUUUUAUGGGGAAUGGCACAUGAAUAAGAAUGUUUAAAAAAAAAAAAAAACUGCUUUUAGUUGUUUCGUUGAUAUUGAUCAUCUUGUUUGGUUCAAAUAACCUCGUCAUUCACCUUGUAAAUAGUAUACAGCUACAAAAGGACUGUCCUUGCUUCCUACAAGGGUUUACUCCUGCUUGGUUAUGCAAAGCCUUGACAUCGGUCUCCAGGGAAGGACAUUGUGACAGUGAACUGAAAAAAUGAGCCUCAAUUCAUACAGAGAUUUUGAGAAAAGAAACAAUGUCAAGUCAGUGUCUUUGUAAAUCAAUGUGCACUUCAGCAAGUUGGAAUGUGUACAUCAGCAACUGUUUAUAUGCAAACAGCUUUUAUUUAUGUAUUCUAAUUUAAGGGGUAAUGGUACGCUCUCCUGGCUCCGAGGUAGCUGUGGCUGUUUGACGGAAUGUGUGAAUGGGUGAAAAUAAAUGAGAUGCACACCUC